AUGGCCUUCAACAGCGAGUCGUUCAGUCCGCUGGUGGUGGAUCAGGACACAGCGGCAGGGUGGAAUAACGGCAACGACGACUAUCUUUUCGACAGUAGCAUUAUAAACACCGACCAACUCGACGACAACUCGCUUUUUGGCACACCAGGCACGUUUGGAAAUGCGCAGCCUGCUGCUACACCAGGAUUUCUGCACGGAUCGCCAGAGAGGCCGAACGACCCGUCACACGAUCCGCCCAAGACCGGCAACCGACAGCAUGGCAGCCUACAGCCGCGCUCUGCGCCCUCCUCCACAUCCCCAGAGAGCUCGAGUCAAGACUCCGCUUCAGACACGUCAAGUAGGCGCAAGCGCAAGACGACCUCGUCAAACUCCUCCCCGUCGGCCACCUUCGGCUCUGGGGACCGGCAAGAUAGAAAGGACUGGUCUGCCAAGAUGGAUACGAUGGUGAAUACAGAGAACAGCUUUGGGAAUGGUGACGCAGCUUUCAACUGGGUCGAACCCUCAAAGAUUCUCUCCAUGGAUACGGAUCUGGACUCCAUUAACAGGACUAUGGAAAACCAUUUCGAUUUCGAGAGCGCUGCAAGCAGUCCUGGUGCUUUUGGGUUAAAUAGCGCAGAUCAGUCGUUUAUGGGAUCCAUGCCUAACCAGCAGUCGGUUUACGGGCAACACGUGCCACAGGCUAUGCCUAGGAGCACCCGGUCUGGCGCUUUCUUCCUUGGCUCACGGGAGAACUCUCCUCUAUCUGCGGCGAUGGCCACCAGCCAAGAGGCAUCUCCAGCGGAUAUGUUCAACACCGCCCCUCAAUGGGCUCUUUCGCCACAAAACAUACUGAUCAAGAGCGAGCAGGUGUACCCCAAUGGACUUCCAGCCAUAUCGCCAUCCCCGAUUAUGCCUAAUCUGCUAAUGCAGGGUAUGGAGACAGGCAGCAGUCCGGCGGCAGCACAGCUGCACAUAUAUCCAAUUGCGUCCAAGUCGCGUGUCGAGACCCAAAUCAACAUCAGAAUGACUCUCUAUCCAAUGCCCCCGGGUGUCACUAAACUUCACCUGCCAACACACACCAUCUCGAAACCAAAACUGCUCGCCAAAUCUGCCACUCCAGCCCCCGAUACAUUGGAGCUCCACACCACGUUAGUGUGCACCAGCGCUAUGGACAAGCCCCACUUCAGACAACGUGCCUUUCAACGGGCCGCUGGCCUCGAUGAAAUGGAGAUGAGGGUGGAUAGCAGGCGAGGAUCCUUCGAAGGGAACCAGGAUGACGACCCUGACAGCCCCGACAAGACAGAGAACGGAGGGGAAGUGCGUAUCUGCACGAAUUGUAUGAACCGCGAGCGCAAGCGUGCUGGGCGGAAGAGAGUCAAGAAGCAAGAAGACGAAGAAGAAUGGUACAAAUACGAGCAGGAUAGGGUCAUUGUGUUCAACACCAAGGAAUACCAGGACUGGCAGCCUCCGACCGCACCGAAAGAGAACGGGGAGGAUGUCAAGUUCCCUGAAGGUGCUAUGCAGAUCAGUGCCCCCAUGCGCAUCGCGUGCUACUGCCGUCACCACAGCGAAAAGAUUGGCUUUCAAGUCAUCUUUACCAUCAAAGACUGGCAGGGGCGCCUAAUCGCUCAGGCUAUUACGGACUCCAUCCUGAUCACCGACGAUCACAAGACGCACAAUACCUCCGGUUCCAUUAAUGGCCUAGCUGCAUUGGCAGAUUCUGCACAGUUCGCGUCGGAUACCAUUGGCUUUCCUGAGCAGACGGAGAUGAUGCCUUCCAGUCUUCAGACCUCACGACAAUGGCACUCGACCAAUAAUCUUGAUGCCCUGCGCCGAAACCAACCACAAUUUGCCUCGUCUCAGAAUCUUGUAGGGUUGCAGAACUUCCAUUCUCACAGCACAAACACGUCGGCGACGCCACGUAAUCUGUCACGUCAGGCAUCUCCCUCGUCGCAGUCGGGCCCGAACAAGAAACGCAAAGGAAGUGCUUCCUCCGCACGUCCGAUACCUCCUAGCUUGAGCAUGACGCGUCUGAACGACGCUGCGUUGAUACAGAUGCCUCCAGUUGCAUCAGCUGGGCCUGCCAUUGCCGGACUAUCUUCCAAUCCCUCGCCUUGGGGGCCUAAUGCGGGCGGCUUCCGUUCUCCAGAAGACCAGUCGUUCCCCAUGGCGCCAGUCACUGUUCCUCACUUCAGCACUGGGCCACCAACACCAACCAGCAAUCCCGGCCUCAUUACACCAGGCCAUCGGUCGGGAAGCACGGAUUAUCCUUUCCAGUUCUACUCCGCACCGAGUUCCGCACAUCCGAGCAGGGCUGCCAGCCCGGUCGCAACAAACAGGCCUGUCAUGAGCGCUUUCCAGCAGCAGCAACAGCAAGCUCAAUUUGCUACCGGUCUUGGAAAUGCCAUGAAUGGCCUACAGUUUGGUGGCGAUCUUCAACAGCAGCAACAGCAGCAACAACAGCAGCCGCAGAUACAACAGCCCCAGCACCAAUCGUCUUCGCCAAAGCUACUCAAAGUAUUGCCGAGCGAAGGGCCAAUAACUGGAGGGAUUGAGGUUACCUGUCUGGGUACGAAUUUCCAUCACGGACUGGAGGUCUUCUUCGGAGACAAUGUCGCGACCACUACCACCUGCUGGGGAUCGAGCUCGUUGGUCUGCCUCCUUCCACCAACGCUCCGGGCUGGUCCUGUCCCAGUGACUCUCAGGCAGAGAGGUCCGCUAGGCCCUGCGCCUCAGCCCUCCGCUCCUUCCACAUUCUUCAACUAUGUCGAUACUGCUGAGCAACAGCUCUUUGAGACGGCUUUGAGGUUCCUUUGCCAUAAACAGACCGGCUCUACUGACAACUACCAGCAGUUUGCGCGUAGUGUCAUCAACAGUGCAGCGACAUCAUCGUGGGGACCGCCAGCUGGGCAAGCGCUCAAUUCAGGAAUGCAGGGCUACCAGGCUGCAACCCUCCGUGGUGCAAGCCGUCAAGCAAUCGACACCGAGCAGACUCUGGUGAAUUGCCUGGAAAAGGCCGAUGUAGACGAAAGUCCUUACGAUGCUCGAAUCAACAUGAGAUCGGCGACCGGAGCUACCAUGCUUGCGCUCGCAGCCAGCUUGGGUUACAGCCGCUUCGUUGCGGGCCUGCUGGCUCGAGGGGCUAAUCCCGACGCCAGAGACAAAGGCGGCUUCACUCCGCUCAUGUUCGCUGCGAUGCAUGGUCAUGCACAAAUCGUGCGGCGGUUGAUCUUGAGGGGCGCGGAUCCAAUGAUGCGCAGCCUGCGAGGUUUCAUGGCUGUUGACUUCGCUGCGUCUGACGAGAUGCUGAACGCAUUGCAACGGGUUCAGCACCACACACGGAGUCGUAGUGCCGGUGCGUACUCACCACGUGGUCGUACAGGAAGUGGUACAUCAGUACACUCAAUAUGGAAUCCGCCAUCACCAAGUCAAUCAAGCGGCUAUUCGUCAAUGUAUUCCGACGAGGACGAGGAGCAGCAUUCGAAUCGAUCAGCUACGCAAGCACCGCCGGAGAUAUGGAUACAGUCAAGGCGCAAUAGCGCUGCUUUGCAUUCCAACGAUGUACUUCCGCUGAGCAGUCCUCCCCUGGAUCACACUCGACCGAUGUCACCCGCGACCGCCAUGGCUGCAUGGGGAGAUCACCUGGCCACGCAGCUCCAGCAGUUCCAGCAAAGCAUGCAGUGGCAUUUACCGAACUUCCAGUUGCCUGCUUUACCACCAAUGCCAAAUCUUCCUGACUAUCAGGCCUACCCGGUGGUUCGCCGAAUAAGCUCCCUGAUGCCGCAUACGAUCCAGUCACGAUCUGCGUCUGCGACGAGCGAUGCACCGACUGUGACACCAACCAACUACAGCGCGCGCGACCUCUUCUCCACUCCCGUUCUUCCGCCAUCGUACGAGGAGAUCUACCCGGAGAAUGCGCACAAAGACAUGGAUGUCAAGAAGUCUUCGAUGCUUCAGGUUGCGGCCGAGACCUUGCUGGACCAGACAUGUGCCGAAAGGUUCGAUGCUGCUGAUGCGGACGGCUCAUCAAAUGUUGCACCAACCGGGACGCUUGCUGAGAUUGAUGUCAAGAUUGGGAAGAAGUCGUUGUCGCGGGAGCAGCAGCAACAGCUCCGUGAGGCUCAUGCGCAGCGGCUCAAGAAAAUCCGAAGCGAUCGGAACCUGUUCUUCCUCUGGCUACCACUCUUGCUCAUUAUCGUCAUCGCAAUGCUUACAAACCGCAUCCCCGAGUUCAUCAACAACGUUUCGAAAAUUACCACCGCGGCGCGCCAGUAUGCCACUCGCCGCAUUGUUGAAGUAGCGUAG
Molecule: messenger RNA, 4284 nt
Organism: Coniosporium apollinis CBS 100218
Lineage: Eukaryota; Fungi; Ascomycota; Dothideomycetes
Exons: 3
Coding region: 1-4284 (1427 amino acids)
Biological process (GO): innate immune response
Cellular component (GO): cytoplasm
Molecular function (GO): protein binding
Source: RefSeq, a predicted model, not a curated record